Molecule: messenger RNA, 367 nt
Organism: Dreissena polymorpha
Lineage: Eukaryota; Metazoa; Mollusca; Bivalvia; Myida; Dreissenidae
Exons: 4
Coding region: 26-367 (113 amino acids)
Source: RefSeq, a predicted model, not a curated record
AACAGCUUCAUUGCAAGAAAAAGCAAUGAAAAAGUAUGAAAAAGAAAGUGCAAUUAACAAAGAAUAUCCAGAGUCAUCAAAAUCUGCAAGCACAUCUUCAAAGAGGAAGAAUGCGGACGUUGAAAAAGGAAGUGCACCAGAAAAAGGUAGUAAAACAAGCAGAGAUAAUAACAGCAACAGAUGUCGAACAUAUGAAGAGCGAAUUUUGGCUGUGGAAGAGCAAAAACUGGCUUUGAAAGAACAAAAACUGGAGAUAAUGCGCCAGCAGUUGCAAGUUCAGGCAGACAUUAGAGAUGAGCUGCAUAACAUAAAUAGCUUUAUCAGCUCUAUAAGCAAUGUCACUACUUUGGCCUCUUGCAACCCGUAA